CCCUACAAAACACCACACGCCUCACUUCACACGUCGCGACCGCAACUCAUCUCUGCGCGUUCCAGCAUGCUUUGGCGGACAAAGAAAAUACCCAAAUAGCACACACGACAUCCCUUAUACUUACUCUACACCCCUCCACCUCGGUCCUCGAAUACUCGAACCCGUGAGUCCCUAAAUCCCUCAGCUACCGCCACUACAUACUCGCUAAGAUGUCGGCGCUCUUCGCGAGUAACACUGCCUCCACAACCGCUUCUACCAAUAACACGCAAGGCGACCUCAGUAAAGAUGUGGAGGUCACUUCUCCGCCCGAGGACAGUGUGUCUGAUCUCUCCUUCUCUUCUCAAUCCGAGUAUUUGGCGGUUUCUUCCUGGGAUAGCAAGGUGCGGAUAUACGAGAUAUCAGAAACGGGACAAUCCAUCGGGAAAGCUUUAUAUGAUCAUCAGGCCCCGGUACUAUCGGUUCACUGGUCCAAGGUUGGCUAAUCUAUCUCUCCGGUUUGAGCUCCGGGCGCGCCCUCCUAUCGUUUGUACUGAUGAUGUUCAGGAUGGCACCAAAGUUGUCUCUGGUGGUGCUGACAAAGCCGCUCGCAUGUUUGACCUUCAAUCCGGCCAGGCCACACAAGUAGCAGCUCAUGAUGAACCUGUCAGCUGCGUACGGAUGUUUCAGGCCCCGAACGCCGGUGAAAUGCUUGUGACGGGCUCUUGGGACAAGACGCUCAAGUAUUGGGAUCUCCGACAACAACAGCCGGCGGCCACUGUCCAGAUUCAAGAUCGUGUGUAUACACUGGAUGUUUCUCAAGGCUUGCUUGUAACUGGGACUGCGGAACGAUAUAUCAAUGUUAUCAAUCUUGCCAAUCCUACCACAAUCUUCAAGACCAUCCAAAGUCCACUAAAGUGGCAAACUAGGGUGGUGAGUUGCUUCCCGGAUGCCUCUGGGUUUGCUGUGGGUAGCAUCGAGGGAAGAUGUGCGAUUCAAUAUGUCGAUGACAAGAAUGCAAGGUGAGUUUGAAGUAUAGUUGUGGUUUUGAUCGUGUUGCUAACCUGUUCUAUAGUAUGAACUUUUCCUUUAAAUGUCACCGUGAGACCCCCUCCACUGGUGUCGCAAAUGUUUAUAGUGUCAACGCUAUAUCCUUUCAUCCCACCUUUGGAACAUUUUCCACUGCCGGUUCGGAUGGUACAUUCCAUUUUUGGUAUGUCGCUUGCCACGCAGUUUUUUUUUUUUCAUCUUCAAAUAAUGAAGCUAAUCAAAUAUAUAGGGACAAAGACGCGAAACAUCGUCUCAAGGGAUUCCCUUCCGUCAACUGGUCUAUUCCAGCGACCGCUUUUAACAGAAACGGAUCGAUAUUUGCUUAUGCAAUCAGUUAUGAUUGGAGCAAAGGGCAUCAGGCGAACAAUCCUCAAUAUCCUAUCAAAGUCAUGCUUCACCCGAUCAAAGAAGACGAAGCUAAGCCAAGGCCUCCUGCCAAGAAGCGGUAAUCGGGAGUACUGAUGAUAGCUGGGAAGGCGGAGGAGGGAGUCUUUUGAUGAAGCUGUUCUGGAUCGCUGUUGAGGAGUUAAGGGCUUCUCAUCGGUGGCUGCCUCUUUGUUUCUUUACGCCUCCAGGGGCCAGGAGGUUCUCUGGAACGUGGGAGAGAGAAAAGUUGAACGUAGGGCACGGGUAAGGAGAUUGAAAAUCUAAUUUGCUUGUAUUGGUAGGCUCAAUGGAGUUUCGUUUUUCUUUUUUCACUGAAAAAAAAAGUUAGGUGAUAUGAUGUUAUACGCCUUUCAUUCACUCAAUUUUUUUUUCUUUGGCUUGAUAGGUAUUUCUUGCGGUUUUCAAUGCAAUACACGCAAUACAUGCCC
Messenger RNA from Tuber aestivum (summer truffle), 1841 nucleotides. NCBI's taxonomy places the organism in Eukaryota, Fungi, Ascomycota, Pezizomycetes, Pezizales, Tuberaceae. The record is from the annotation of a GenBank genome assembly.